This is a messenger RNA of Danio rerio (zebrafish), 608 nucleotides long. It is a transcript of the gene tbxa2r, whose product is annotated as thromboxane A2 receptor. Gene Ontology annotation, molecular function: G protein-coupled receptor activity; thromboxane receptor activity. Lineage: Eukaryota; Metazoa; Chordata; Actinopteri; Cypriniformes; Danionidae. The record is from RefSeq and is marked provisional. Gene Ontology annotation, cellular component: membrane; plasma membrane. Gene Ontology annotation, biological process: signal transduction; thromboxane A2 signaling pathway; G protein-coupled receptor signaling pathway.
UCGCCCACCCUUACCUCCAGGUUCCCGGUUCCUGGUGCUUCCUCAACAUCAGCUCUGCUCCUCUGGAUAUGACGUUCGGUCUGAUCUUCUCGCUGGUGGGUUUGGCGUCUCUGGCCGUGUCGUUCCUGCUGAACACUGUGAGCGUGGUCACAUUAUUACGGGUGUGUUGUGGAGCCGACAGCACUCAGAGGAGGCGCGACUACGAGGUGGAGAUGAUGGUGCAGCUCAUCUUGAUCAUGGUGAUCGCCUCCAUCUGCUGGUGCCCUCUGCUGGUGUUUAUAGCGCAGACCGUGCUGUCAGGAAGUGAGCUCGAUGUUCGAUACCUGCUGCUCUGGCUGCGCUUUGCGACAGGAAAUCAAGUCCUGGAUCCCUGGGUUUACAUCCUGUUCCGACGUGCCAUACUGAAGCGAGUCGCUCCCAAAAUGGAUUGGUCCCGCGGAUCCAUCGUCAGCCUUUACCCAACGCUCUCUACGUCAUUUCGCAAACUAACUCGAGCCUCUCUUGGGGGAACGCUUGACCGUCUGGAUCACAUUCGGCCAAAUCAAUGCAUUGUCAGACAAGAGGAUACACCUUUACCUGUGCUGGACACCUCUGCAACUUCCGUUUAG